Messenger RNA from Candida tropicalis MYA-3404, 627 nucleotides. RefSeq lists its product as uncharacterized. NCBI's taxonomy places the organism in Eukaryota, Fungi, Ascomycota, Pichiomycetes, Serinales, Debaryomycetaceae. The record is from RefSeq and is a predicted model, not a curated record. Bases 1 to 627 code for a protein of 208 amino acids. The transcript has a single exon.
AUGUCUUCUACUACUAUAAACAAAUUCUUAAAAAUCACCGUGUCUGUUAUUUUCAGAUACCUGUUAACCAUAUGGCCAGCUAUAAUAGGGGCAAUUAUUUCUGCAAUAGUUAUAGCAGAUCCCGCCAAGUCACUGUUACUGGUUUCUGGUGGUUCAAAUUAUUAUUAUAUUACUAUUCUGGGUGAGAAUGAUUCACUUAUUUUCAGUCUUGCUGUUUUUAUUUCAAUUUUACUUGAAAUGGUUUUAAUUUUAGUCAUUAUGCCAUGUCGUGGAAAUUUUUGCUUACCAAUCGUUAAUCUUAUUUGGGAUUGUAUUCUGUUUGUUCUUUGUAUUGUUUUAACUGCUUAUAUGAGUAGUCGUAAUGUUUGGGGUUUUACACUUAGUUUGGGUAUUUCAGGUAUUAUUAUAUUGUUUUUCAUCUUGGUUAUUCUUAUAUCUGCAACAGUAUUCUCUAUUGUUAGUCAAGAAGGAUGUUCGGGCUUAUUCAAGAAACGUAAAUUUUAUUAUGGAGGGUUAUUUGUGAAGGAAAAGUACCAUCCACCAACUAAUAUGAUUAUUCACCCAAUUGAUACUGACGAGUACAAUAGAUAUGAUUACCAAAUGUGGGAUUUACCAGGAAAAGUAUAA